CCACCGUCAGUAGUUGGCUAGCAGCCGCGCGGGGAACACUGCCGACCUCUGUCCGCACUCCUCUUGUGACACGUGGUCCCGCGUGUGUUUGUGUACGUUUAUGUGUCCGUGUUGACUCAGUCAUACACAGGCGACUGACACUGUGGUUAUCUUCAGUGUUGGGAAGAAGCUAUUUGUCACCAAGAAAUACGAGGAGAGAGUUUCAGUGAAUUGACUUUUCCCCCAGUUACCUCUUCAUCCUCGCUCUCCUCGUCGCCAUGUAACGCGAAGGGCAAACACCUCAUCACAUGAGACUAGCAGUGAUGUGAUGGCGAAAGACGAUCUCACGAAUCUUCACCCAAUCAUGUGACUUGCCGGGCUUUGAAGGUUCUCUCUCUCUCCCUCUCUCUCCGCGGACAAUCGUUCCGACGGUUAGAAACAUUGUAACACAAAGAGAUCUCUUGGUCUUUGGGAGAUAAUAAAGGUCAAAAAUGGGGGGUUGCUUGGUUCGUUUCGGGGAGGCGGUCACCAGGAAGAAGACCGUUGACCCUCCGGCGCCAGGACUGCAGAAGCAACUGACCUUAGUUGACAUGGCUGCUGUGGGUCUGAGCAGCACGAUAGGCCUGGGCGGCUACGUGUGCGUGGGCGCGGGGGCUACCGAGGGCGGCGCUGGUCCCUCGGUCGUCCUGUCCGUGCUGUUGGCGUCGGUGGCAGCGCUCCUGACGGGUGCCGUCUGUGUGGAGUUAGGCGUAAGGUUCCCUCGAGGUGGUGGUCUGUUCACCCAAGUUUACGCCACUUUAGGGGAGCUUCCGGCAGUCCUCGUGGCCAGCACGCUGCUUCUGGACCUUACUCUCGUCCCGGCCAUUGCGGCCCGAAGCAGCAGCGAGUACCUUGACGCGGCCACCAACCACACCUUAUCUCGCCUACUGACCUUCCCGCUGCCCGAGUACCGAUACCUGGCGCCGCACUGUGACCUUUUCGCGGCUACCUUGCUGGUCUUCUCGACGCUCAUGAUCGUUGCGGGAACCAAGGUCGUCUGCCAAGUCGCUGCCGCCGGAGUGGGCGUGUCCGUCCUGGUUCUCACAGCCGUGUCAUGCACCUCCCUCCUCGCCGCCGACACUCGCAACUGGACUCACCCGCCCGGGUUUUUCCCUGCCGGGUUGCAUGGGGUGGUGAGUGGGGGCGCAGUGCUGAGCAUGGGCGUGGCGGGCGCGCACCAGGCGGGCCUCCUGGCCGGCGAGUGCGCCCACUACCGCGGCGUGGCGACCCGCGUGGGCGUGGGCGUGGGCCUGGUGGCUCUGCUGACCCUCUUCCCGGCCGCCGUGGGCGCCACCCUGGCCGCGCCGACGCUCACCUUCUCGGCGUCCCUCGCCCACCUGUUCCCGGGCGCGCCCCUGAGCGGCAUGCGCGCGCUGGUGGCCGUGGGCGGCGUGACGGGACUGUGGGCGGCGUGCCUGGGCGGCGUGCUGGCGGGGUCGCGGGCGGCGCACCGCCUGGCGUGCGACGGGCUGGCGCCGCGCUGCCUCGGCCGCGUGUCGCGCCGCACCGCCACGCCGUGGGCGGCAGCGCUGGCUUGCGGCGCCGCCUCCGCCCUCACCGCCGCGCUCUGCUCGUCGCGCCUCCUGCUGCGGGCGGCGGGCGCGGGCGGCCUGACGGCGGGCGUGGCGGGCGCGUCGGCGGUGGUGGCGCGGCGCUUCCGGCCGGAGGCGACGCACCCGCUGGAGGCCCACCCGCGCCCGUCGCCCGCCCACCGCGCCUCGCCCGCGCCCUCGCGCAGCGCCAGCCACUCCGAGCUCACCGACCUGACCGCCGCCGCCGCCCGCCGCAGCUACCAGGCCUGCGACGACAGCGAGCCGCGCCAGCUGGCCGUGGAGUGGGCGGGCGGCGCGUGGGUGUCGUCCGUCGUGGAGCCGCCCAUGCCGCCCACGUGGGGGUCGUGGCGCACCUCGCGCUUCCUGCUGGCCACCUUCAUCACGAACUGCGUGGCGGGCGUGGGCGUGGUUCGGGCGGCGGGCGAGCUCGGUAUCGGCCUGUGGGCGUGGGCGGGCGUCGCGCUGUGUGUGUGCGGGUGCGUCGUGUGCGGCGUCGGUCUGUGGCUGCAGCCGCGCCACCCGCCGCCCACGCCCGCGUUCCAGGAGGGCGUGCCGCUGCUGCCGCUGCUCGCCGUCCUCGCCAACAUCACGCUGCUGCUCCACCUACCGCCCGCGGCGCUCACCGCCGCCUGCGGCGUGUGGGCGGCGACGGGCGCGGUGUGGCUGGUGCAGGGGCGCACCGGCAGCAUCGAAGCGGCGCUGAGCAGAGCCCUGCUGACCCACAGCGGCCAGGACUCGCCGCCCGACCUGCUGUAG
This is a messenger RNA of Penaeus monodon (black tiger shrimp), 2327 nucleotides long. RefSeq names its product high affinity cationic amino acid transporter 1-like. Bases 471 to 2327 code for a protein of 618 amino acids. The record is from RefSeq and is a predicted model, not a curated record. Lineage: Eukaryota; Metazoa; Arthropoda; Malacostraca; Decapoda; Penaeidae. Gene Ontology annotation, molecular function: amino acid transmembrane transporter activity. Gene Ontology annotation, cellular component: plasma membrane. Gene Ontology annotation, biological process: amino acid transport; transmembrane transport. The transcript is spliced from 6 exons.